Messenger RNA from Trypanosoma conorhini, 2295 nucleotides. Its product is annotated as protein kinase. The transcript has a single exon. NCBI's taxonomy places the organism in Eukaryota, Euglenozoa, Kinetoplastea, Trypanosomatida, Trypanosomatidae. Gene Ontology annotation, biological process: intracellular signal transduction; protein phosphorylation. The record is from RefSeq and is a predicted model, not a curated record. Gene Ontology annotation, cellular component: cytoplasm. Gene Ontology annotation, molecular function: ATP binding; protein serine/threonine kinase activity. The coding region runs from base 1 to 2295 and encodes 764 amino acids.
AUGCCGCGGCUCUCAAGGUUGGAGAACCCCUUGAUGAUUGGCAGUUCAGGCACUGAUUGCUCCAACGCCGCUAUUGUCGACUUUAGGGCGAGAUCGUCGUUUGCCAGCCGCCUGAAGGUGUCACUGGAGGAGACGAUACUUCCGUUUGGCUACAAUUCGCUAAAAGAGCUUGCCAAUAUUCCGCGGCAGGAUGAAGUAGCCGGACCCACCACACGGGGAAUAGGUGCGAAGAGUAAUGAGUCUUGCAUGAGGUGCCAAUUUUAUGAGGGGCUACUUAGAAGAAUGGCCACGCAGCUACUUGAGGACCUGGAGGAGGGGGACUCGGUCUCAACUAGUACUGCGGAGUCAAGCAUGCUAACAAACGCGGGGGAGCCCGCUAUGGGCAUUAUGGAGUUGAAUCCCAACCCCCCCCAGCACGUAGGUAGUGAGGGCCCGUCGGCGGGCCCCAAAGGUGGCACUGCCCCACGUGCCUUAACUCCUAUAGAUGAAAGUCAGUUUGAAUUAUUUCCCAGCGUUACCUCAGUGACGUCCACACUCUUGACAAACUCAUCCUGCAGUGUUCAGGGCGGCGGAGGCGCAUGGUUGCAGGAACUCACGGCCAGCUAUGGGCCCGACAGAGAAAAAAACGGCGGUUCCCCGUUCUACAACGGGUCGGCGCUGAAGAGGCCCAGCCCCAGGUUCUUCCCCGGCCUGAUGGUGCCGCAGCGAUGCCCACAGAGAGACGAUGCAUCGCAGGCCAGUGGAAGCCCAAGGGGACCCCGGCACGGCACCAUAUAUGUAACCCGUGGAGCUUCCUAUUCCAUUUCCACAAUACAAAGUAGGGAGGUACAACCAUGCGUUAAGGAGACUGCGAAAACGGUUAUAGGCCGCGCCAAUCACAAGAAAAAGAUAAACGACUACGUGGUGUUGAGGGAGCUUGGCCGUGGCUCGACAGGCGAGGUUGUCUUGGUUCAGCACCACGAGACAAAGGACCUGUUUGCGAUGAAAAUUGUGACGCUGGGGAACAAGUUUGAUCAACGGCGCGUGAAUGCCAUUCGCUCUGAGAUUGCAGUACUGAAGGCGGUGGCCCACCCUCAUCUAGUCCGGCUCCACGAAGUGAUUGGUGACAAGAAUCACAACACCAUUUUUAUGAUCCUGCAGUACAUCUCGCGUGGUAGCAUCGCACACGCCUUGACUCCCACCACCGUUGUGCCCAUUCCAGAACAGCAACUAAGGCUGUACACGUCGCAGAUCGUUUCAGCUUUGAAGCACCUACAUUCGAAAGGUAUAUUUCAUCGAGACAUUAAACCCGAAAAUAUAUUGAUAGACGACAAUGAACGUAUAUAUCUUGCCGACUUCGGCGUGAGUGCGAUCUGCACCCCCGACGGUGUCCGGGGUGUGGAGGGAACACCAGCGUUUAUGGCUCCCGAGGUGUGCCUUGGAAAACCAGAGGUAGUCGGAGAACUCGUAGACGUAUGGGCGUUGGGUGUCACGCUGUAUCAACUGAUGUACGGCUUCCUCCCUUUUCGGGCGCACACGUACCAGGAGAUGACGCGUCGUAUAGUUGGCUCUCCGCUUGUUUUUCCCGACGAGAGGCCAAAAAGGAACUCGACAGAUUUCGGCGCCUGUGGGUUCUCCUACUUGGAUGCAAUCCAUACGUUUACUGCAGAGACACCCCCAGACGGCGGGGACGCAACGCAAACCGGAAGGGAUCAGGACUCCACGGAGGAGCUGGCCCCAUGCACGGUGACUUCUUCGUCGGCGUUCAAGGAGUUGAUUUGCGGCCUCCUUUGCAAGGACCCUGACUGCCGCUGGACGCUGCGACGCAUUGACGAAUCCGCGUGGCUUCGACCCCGCCGCGAAAUGAGCAGCCUAAGCGAGAUCGUGGCCCCCCCUCUAGACAGGCAGGCUGAGGUUUCCAGCUCCACGGUCGCCUCGUCGCCCUUACCAAGGAUGUCAGGGGUGUCCGGUCAAUUAACCAGCUUAUCAAAUCAUUUAACCAGCCUGUCAAAUCAAUUAACCAGCGUGCCCAUAACGACAUCCAAGAAGGUUGUUACCAUAAAAGUUCGCCCCAUUCCGACCCCAACACUCAAAGGCGACAGCAUCAGCAAAAUUACCAGCAACAGCAGCAGCGACAACAACGCCAACGUCGGCGCCAAGGGCAUCACCAAGGUGGAAAAUGUAAACAAUUUAACUUCCACCUACCACAUGGAGGCCUGUGAGGUUUGUCCGGCUAAGGCGGAAAAGGGGUGGAAAAGGUUUUUUCCUGUCUCAUGGCGAAAAAAGAGAGGUCUCUCGUCAGAGGGGCAUUCAUAA